Molecule: messenger RNA, 4814 nt
Organism: Drosophila ficusphila
Lineage: Eukaryota; Metazoa; Arthropoda; Insecta; Diptera; Drosophilidae
Gene: roq
Product: roquin-1
Exons: 4
Coding region: 135-2684 (849 amino acids)
Molecular function (GO): metal ion binding
Source: RefSeq, a predicted model, not a curated record
CAAAUUCAGUAUUUCGCCGCUGGUCACCUGCGGUUAUACUGAUUGCAACUUCCCAAUUUUUUACAAAAAAGUCCAAUGAAAAUUAAAAAACAUCUUUUCGUACCUUUAAUGCAAUAAUAUGUGCAUUUUGAAGCAUGCCGAUUCAGGCUCCCUCAUGGACAGAUUUUCUGAACUGUCCCAUCUGCUGCAAUGAAUUCGCGGCAAGCCAGCGAUGCCCGGUCAGUCUGGGCUGCGGGCACACCAUCUGCAAGCUAUGCCUGACGACUUUGUACAACCGGCAGUGUCCUUUCGAUCAGACCGUGAUUGUCAGCGAGAUCGACAAUCUGCCCAUUAACCAUGCUCUGCUCCAGCUGGUCAAGGAUUCGGAGCUCCUGGAGCUGGGACCACCACCGCCCAGCGUCCAGAAACUGGAACCGGAGCACCUCAAGUGCUACCAAUUGGGACAGCGGUGCAUCGAGGAGCUGGCCUUGCACCUGAAGUCCUUCCUCAACCUGAACGGAAACGGCAACCUCCUAACACGACCCAUGCAACGAAAACUGGUUACCCUGGUCAACUGCCAGCUGAUGGAGGAGGAGGGUCGAGUGAGGGCACUCCGGGCAGCCCGGUCCCUGGGCGAACGCACAGUCACCGAGCUGAUUCUGCAGCACCAGAAUCCGCAGCAGCUGAGCUCAAAUCUUUGGGCGGCCGUGCGGACGAGAGGAUGCCAGUUUUUGGGACCUGCCAUGCAGGAGGAGGUGCUCAAGCUGGUGCUCCUGGCCCUGGAAGAGGGAUCCGCCCUCUCGCGGAAAGUGCUCGUCAUGUUUGUGGUGCAACGAUUGGAACCGCAGUUUCCGCAGGCCUCCAAAACGAGUAUCGGUCAUGUUGUCCAGCUGCUCUACCGCGCCAGCUGCUUUAAGGUAUCGAAGCGUGAAGCGGACUCAUCGCUGAUGCAGCUCAAGGAGGAGUUUCGCACCUAUGACGCCCUGAGACGCGAGCACGAUGCCCAAAUCGUUCAGAUAGCCACCGAGGCGGGGCUGCGAAUCGCCCCAGAACAAUGGUCUUCCUUGCUGUACGGCGACGUGAUGCACAAGAGCCACAUGCAGAGCAUCAUCGACAAGCUGCAGACGCCCAGCUCGUUUGCCCAGUCGGUCCAGGAGCUGGUCAUCGCUCUGCAGCGGACUAGUGAUCCGGCCAAACUGGCCAGCCUGCAUCAUCACCUCAAGUACCUGGCCAACAUCGAUCCGUGUGCGGAGGUGGCUCCCUGGCCGGACUUGGCCGAAGCCCUGGAUGCAGUGCGUCACUCGGUUGUGGGACUAGUGAACUUCCUGCAGCAUCAUGGCGUGAGAAAGGCGCAGGACGGCAUCAGUGGCGGCGGCAGUGGUGGAACGGCCAACAGCAAUCCCAAGUACAAGAUCAGCCUGUGCAGGGAUUUAAAUGUGCGCAGGGUGUGCCCCAGAGGUGCCAGCUGUACCUUUGCCCACUCCCAGGAGGAGGUGGAGCGCUAUCGGGCACGAAAUCGCGGCAAACAUAUGAAGACACCACUGGCGCUGCAAGGACCACCGGCCAUGGUGGGCGGAGCCAUCAAGAAGCCGCUGGGAGAACCGGAUGGACCGGCAUUGGGUGUGCCGCCCAUGCUACCCAUGUCGCCCAUGCACUUUAUGGGUUCACCGCGUGGUUAUCUGGAGCCCAGUUUGGGUCUGUCGCCAGGCGGUGGAUUGCCACCGCAGCAGCCGCCACCGCCGUUGCUCCACCCAUCGCACCACAGUCCCAUUGCCCGACUCAUAGUACCCGGUCGCUACGAUCCUCGAUUUAGCGGCUACGGCGUUGGCCAGCCAAGAAAUCCCGCGCCCAGGGACUACCAAACGAAUCCGGGAGCGCCACCACAACGCAAUGCCAACCCACCGAACUUCAAUGUGAACAGCAACCUGCACAAGGGCUACAUGCUGCCCGGCGGUGGCAGUGGUGGGGAUGUCUUUCAUCUGGGCAAUCCCUGGGACCAUGCCUACCUGGCUCAACAGCAGCAGCAGCAACAGCAGCCACAACAGCUUCCUCCACAGCAUCCCCCACAGCAGCAGCCACCGUCCAGCAAGCCGAGUCCCAGUCGACCGUUGUCGAUUUUAGCCGCAACAGCUGAUACCUCAUUUUAUGAAAAGAAACCGCCGAAUAGUGUUAACUUAGAGCUGGACAGAGCCCCCGUGGAUGCCGUGGAUGUGGAUGCACUGCCUCUGUUCCGGCGAUCCAACAACAACAACAACAACAAUAGCAACUCCCACAACUCCCAUAACAACAAUAACAAUCAUAGCUCAUCGCUGCUGUUCUGGAAUAACACGGGUAAAGAGUCGGCGAACUUUGUGCGUUCGGAUUCCAUAUUGGAUGACGACGCGUCCACAUUCGAGGUGCCCACCGGCUCCUCCAUGUUAAGUCGGUACGGACCAAUUUGUCCCAAGAGCAGCACGAGCAGCAACUGGAACAACUGGCUGGAGAACGACAGUGAUCUGGGUUAUGGGGGCUACAAGAGCGACAGGAACGAUAACUUCAAUGCCAAUAAGGUGAGUGAGCAGCAGCAGCCAAUUUGGGGCAGGAAACCGCAACUGAUGUCGGAGGACAGCUUCGAGGGCGGCAUCGACAGUGGGAUGAUGCUGCAGCUGGAGAAGAACCUGGUGGACAUUGUCGAUCCCGAUGACAGUGGGAUCAAGGUGGACUAGAAGCUGGUUCAACCAUCGGCUCACUUAGCCACAGGAUAUUUCUAUAUAGGUGUUUAUAUAGAUGGAAUGGGCGGGAAUGAGAAAUAUGUAUAAUGCAAUCAUUUUACACAUCGUUAGAGGUUUGUACCGCACAGUUCAAACUUUGGUAGAAUUUCAAAUGUAAUUGUAGUUAAAAACUGAUCCGAACGAUCCGUUAUUGGAUCGCAGCCAAAACAAAACAUCAACUGGGUUGGGUACCGUCUAUUAGAAUCUAUUAAAUAAUUGUCUAAUUAGUUCAUUGUUCAAAUUUUUGUGAAAAUGUGUUUAACCAUGUUCGUGUUAUGUUUCAAAUUCGGGGAUUGUGUCUAGCAAAUGAAAAACAAAAAGCAAACAAAAACAAACUCAACUUAGAUCGUAAGACUUUGUGUCUAGCCUAGAUUUCAGCUCAGACUCGUAGAUCUGGUUAACAAAAAACAAGGAAUCCCUAUAAUGGUGGUCUGAAGAUGAAGUAUGCAAACGCUUGUUGAGAUCAGGCAACAUCCGGAUUUGUAUAGCUGCAAAGAUUUUAAAGCAAUUCUCUCAGAAGAAAUAGAAACUGUGCACUAAUUAACUGAAUCAUGAUCACAAGACUUCCAGAUCUAAGUGAAACCCAAUUUCUUAUCCAAAAUAGUGUGUUUUUGUCAUCCCCCCCCUGAUUAUUUGUGAUCAAAUUUUGAUUGAUUGUGUAACGCUGUAAACAUAGAUAUAAACAUAUAUAUUUUUUUUAAUUAAUAUCUAUAUUUCAAAACGCUAUUUUUAUAUAUACAAAAAUGAGUAGGGCUGAAGGAAGGACCUGAAAAUCCUUUCGCUCUCAAACACACAAUCACACACAUACACUAACACGCAUACACACUGAGGCACAGGACACGAACGAUCAUUUGUAUGUGUGUGAAAUGAAUGUUUAUAUUUCUUAAAGAAAUUUUAAUAACGCUAUUGUGCGAUGUUGUUAACUAUUGUACUAUAUAUUAUUAAAUUUAUUGAAAAUAAAUUAAAAUCACGUCCCUUCUCCCUUUUUGUAAACUGUGAGAAAAGUAAAGUACAGCAAAAAGUGACUAAAUGAAAAAGUUAAAUGUCAGUCAGGGCUUUGAGAACAUUUACACAUACCUAAACUCUAUGCAAAUAUAAAUUUAUAUUUAUAUCUAGAAACUAACCAAUUUGUGCGCUCUAUUAUUAAUAUUAUAUAUUAAUGUCAGUUGAGCCCGCGAUUUGCUUUCAAGACUUUGUACAUCAUUUUGAUUUGAAGCAGAAAUGAAAGAUUUUGUAACUUGUAUUUGUUAAGCGAUGAAAUCAGGAACCUUACUAUAUAUAUAACUGCGCUUGAUCAUAGAAGAAUAUAACAUAUAAAUCUUUACAAAUAUAUUUAUUGUUAACGAGUUUCGAUGCCGUGUGUGUAGUAGAUCAAUGUAAAAAUAUAUUCCCCCAACCCGGGGAAUAUGUGUUCAGUUGUGAGCUAGUUAAAAUUGAUCGAAGCAAUUUUAUAACAAAACAAAAAACAUACAUUUAAAUGUAUUUUCCUAUAACUCAGAAACUAAAGCAUUCAAUGUAUAGAAGCGAAACAAGGAGGUAAUAAGGAUUUCUCCAAUCUAUUUGUCUCCUGUAAAAUGUGAAAAUAUAGAAGAAGGUUGGACGGAGACACGUAUAACUGCGUACUUAAGUUUCCGAUCAGAUCCCGAUAUAGAAACAGAUCCAGAUUUAGCGUUCUCCGGCCGACCUUUGGCUGUGGUGAAGUUUUUUUUAGCUUAAACCCAAUGGGUUCAGUUCAUAAUAAUAACGUAUUUGUUGAGUUGAGUUUUGUAACUUUAUAAUUUACAAUCAGUCCAGCAACCCGCCAAAAUCCCCCCCAAACUCCAAAACUUCAAAACUGACCGAGGCUCUUUUUUAUACAGAUCGUGCCGAGCAAUUCACACAAACACACAGACAUUUUCUAUUUACACACACUUAUUUAAUGCAUAUAUAUAUUUAUACAUAUGUUAAUUAAAUGUAUUUUUGGUAUUAUCACUCAAUGUUUCUACCCUAAGCAAAUUUCGAGUUCUGUUAAUCAAAGUGGAAAAAAGCAAGCAAAAAAAAAAAAUUAUUUAUUUUAUUUACCAAUAAAUUUUCACAAAACUUUUA